AUGGCAAGUUUUCAGGCCCGCAUCAAACGAGCCCACUUUCAGGUUGUUCUGUGGCAAGCGGCAGGGGAGCCAUCUCCUCCUGAGCUCGAUCCUGUUGAGUAUGUCAUGAAUAUUACUGCUCCCGCUGCUUCCGUGAUCUGGGAACUGGCCACGUCGACCUCUGACCCCGCCACUCAGGUCACAAGGGCCCAGGACCGGAACAUCGUUAGCGUCCACCAGUACCAGGUCACCAAAUGGACACUCGUGGCUCUCCAAGUGGCCGUCUGCACCUUUGGACUGGUCACCAACGUCAUCAACGUCGCCGUCUUCAUCAAAAUGGGCGUGGCGGAGAGCGCAACAUCAAUAUCCUUCUUCUCUCUCGCCGUGUCCGAUUUGGCUUUCGUCGUCGCUUACUUCAUCUUCAUCCUCCUCACCAUUCACGGACACUUCAGCAGCAACUUCGCUUAUAACGUCAUCGCUGUAUUUGUGUUCACUCUCCCCUACUCCCUCUCCUCGGCUAUAACGGCCUACCUGUCCUUACAAAAAAUGUUUUGCGUGGCCAUACCUUUAAAGUUUAGAAACGUGUUCACACUCCAGCGAACUGUGAUAGUUCUAGUGUUCAUGUCGGCAGUUAUCACGGCCUGUUUCGUACCUAUGUUCGCGACUAUGUAUCCUGUGGAGUUUCAGAACUCUGUGACAAACAGUAGCAUGGUUAUACUCGCUUAUAGGCCCGGCGGUCCCAAGUUACGGAGAGCGUUCGAAAUCUCAAUCCAGUACCUUCUCCCUUUGUCGGCCCAGGUGAUCGUUAUCGUCUGCCUGGUGAUUCUUAUGACCAAGCUCAAGCAAGCGUCCAGAUUUCGGCACAGUAAUCUCACGAAAACAACCGAGAGCGACUCGGCAAACUCCGGAAGCUUCCGUCUGUCGGGGAAAGAACUACAGGCUGUGAAAGCAGUGACUGUGGUCGCGGGAAUGUUUGUUACGUGCAACCUGCCACCAGUUUGUGUCACCAUGGCAACCAUCAUAGAGCCCAGGUAUCAUGAUACCAGUUUGUAUUUCAGACUGUACAACGCCAUCACUUUCGCCCGCUACACUUUGAUGACCUUCUGCUCGUCCUUGAACUUGCUGGUGUACGUUAAGUUCAACACCAACUUCCGCCAAACGCUAGCAAAUAUGUUCUCUAGCCGGGCCGACACAAACGCCUGGGAAUAG
This is a messenger RNA of Aplysia californica (California sea hare), 1188 nucleotides long. RefSeq lists its product as uncharacterized. Gene Ontology annotation, biological process: neuropeptide signaling pathway. Gene Ontology annotation, molecular function: G protein-coupled peptide receptor activity. Gene Ontology annotation, cellular component: membrane. NCBI's taxonomy places the organism in Eukaryota, Metazoa, Mollusca, Gastropoda, Aplysiida, Aplysiidae. Bases 1 to 1188 code for a protein of 395 amino acids. The transcript is spliced from 4 exons. The record is from RefSeq and is a predicted model, not a curated record.